AUGAGUAAAGAUAAAGAACUCCGAAUCUAUCAUGAGCUGCGCGACUGGCCGCGGCCCGCGUACCCAUUUCCGGACUUGGUCAGCCCAUUCAUCGAAGAUCUGGCCGACGAAUACUAUGAAUGGAUCGAUGCCGACUGCCAAUUCGAGUCGAGGUCCGCUCGCGAAGCGCACAAGCGGCAUCGACUGACUGACAUCGCCGCUCGUGCGUUUCCGAGCUUGACCAUAGACGAACUACGGCCCAUUGCGCGCUUCACUGCGUUUCUGGCCAUAUUAGAUGAUAUAAUGGACCACAGCGACCCCAAUGAGCUGAACAAUGUCAAACGCCGCAUACUGGCUAUCCUUAAUGGGGACGAGCAAACUCUACCACAACCAGGUUUCUAUCGACAAAUACAUGCUAUUCGACAAGAGUGUCUCGACUGUUCUAUGCCUAUUCAUCUCUUUGACGAGUUUGUCUCCUCGAUUGUGGAACUCAUGAUUGGCUAUGCCCGCGAAAAGACCUAUAACGCAAAGAACGAGCCACCCCCUUUCUCUGUCUAUCAGUCAAUUCGCCGGCAGACCUCGGGAGGCUUAUGCUAUGCAAAAUAUCUGUGCAUACACGAGAAUUACCGCAACCUUCCAGGUGAGGUGUUCAGCCAUCCCGCCGUAUUGCGCAUGCACGACCUCAUAGCAAGGAUCAUCGGGUACCACAACGACUUCAUAUCGCUGCCCAAAGAGCUCUCACGGGAAGGCGACGUCGUCAAUAUUGUGAUCAGUAUUCAGCGCGAGUCUGGCUUGGAGCUCAAAGAUGCUUAUAUGAAGGCUCUUGGGGUUCACGACGCCGACCUUACCGAGUUUGUUCAGUUGCAGAGCGAGUUGCCUGACUUUGGGCAAUGGCAACAAAAGGCGAAAGACUACGUGGCGGAUCUCGGUACCCUGGUUCAGGGAGUCUACGCUUGGCAUGUCAAGAAUACUGGUCGAUACGUUCCCGGAGCCUACGUCGAGCCCGAGGACAAGGUCCAGCUGGAAGCAAUGGCGACUGAGAAGAACUCGCCGCUAUCCGCAUACGACGCCCUCGACUCGGGUGCUUCGCCGCCUCCAGCGGACUUGGAGCUGGGGCUCGUCGGAAAGAUGGACGGCCACGAUUACCCCGAAGGGGGCCGUGCUGGCGACGGCGACGGCGAGCGCGCCGUGCCGUUGCAGGGCUUCGAGUUCACGUUUGACCUCCCAUUCACGUCAGGCAACUCCAUUGAAGCAGAACCAUGGGACAUGAGCGACACAGCAUCCCUAUCCGAAAGCGUGCAGAGCUUUCCGGAAGAAUUCGGCCGCACAUACCAUGCGUACCGAGCUGGCUCAUAUGCCUUCCCCAACGAUGCGCCUGAACAGGAGCGACUUGCGCUGCAAGGCGAGUGCAUCAAGAGGGUGCUGGGGGACCGUCUGUACUUUGCCCCUCUCUCGCCUUCGCGGCCGCCGCUUCGCAUAUUGGACAUUGCUACGGGUGUCGGCGAUUGGGCGAUUGACAUGGGCGACUUGUUCCCCGGGUCGACAAUCAUCGCCACAGACUUGUCCCCCAUUCAGCCGGAAAACGUGCCUCCCAACGUUUACUUCUACGUGGAAGACUCGACCGACCCUUGGGACUUCACGCACCAGUUUGACUACAUCCAUACACGAUCUACCGUUGGCUGCUGGGCAUCAUUCGAGACGCAGAUAGCGGAACAAGCCUUCCAGGCGCUAGAGCCCGGCGGUUGGUUCGAGUCCCAGGAAGUCGACAGCAUCGUAUGCUGCGAUGACGGGACACUCACUCCGGACAAUCCAGUCGCUGUCCUGUUCAACGACCUGGUCGAAGCAGCAGGCAAACUCGAUCGGCCCGCCAUCCUCGGCGCUACACUCAAAGAGGUGUACGAGAGAGUUGGCUUUGUCGACGUCCAACAACGAGGCAUCAAGAUGCCCAUUGGCGGGUGGGCUAGAGACAUGAGGCUCAAGGAGAUCGGGCUAAUGUGGAGGGCCAACCUUCUAGAAGGCUUGGCAGGUUUCUCCUACCAGCUGCUAAACCGGGCCUUUGACCGGACUGUUGAGGAGAUCAACGUGUCGCUCAUUGAGGCAGACUCGAUUCGCAAUGUUGCUGCCACCAUCGCCUACGAUGCAAUGGGCUAUUACAAGGGCAAUGUAUCCAAAAAUGAGGUCGACGUUGGCGACGUUCAGAAACCGUACUACUGGUGGGUGGCUGGAGCCCUUUGGGGCGCCAUGCUGGACUACUACUACUACACCCGCGAUCCAACAUACAAUGACGUCGUACUCCAAGCUUUGCUGGCCCCGGUGAACAUGGGCGCAAAUCACGACUACACCCCAAAAGCACGAGAGCUAGAGGAGGGAAACGACGAUCUGUUCUUCUGGGGAUCUGCUGUUCUCUCUGCUGCGGAGCGCAAUUUCCCCCAGCCCAACACGUCGCUGCCGUCAUGGCUCGAUCUCGGUGCAAACAUAUUCAACGCCCUGGUCUCCCGAUGGGACCCUUCAACCUGCGGCGGUGGCCUUCGGUGGCAGAUAUAUGCGUCAAACCCAAACGGCUUGAGCUACAAGAACUCGGUCAGCAAUGGCGGCUUCUUUCAACUAGCGGCACGUAUGGCCCGCGCGACGAACAACAACACGUACCUUGACUGGGCAAAUCGUUUAUGGAAUUGGUCCUCUGACGUUGGAUUCAUUGAUCCGGAUCGCUUCCACGUCUACGAUGGAGCAGACUCCCGCGACAAUUGCAGCCAAACCAACUACCACUCCUUUACUUACACGAGCGGCAUCUACCUGUACGGCGCAGCCAUCUUGGCGGACCAUACUGGCGACCAGUUGUGGAAGACGCGAACGGAGAACCUCUUGAGGGGGGCGGGGUGGUUCUUUUCACCUUUCGAGAAUGCCACCAAUGUCAUGUACGAAGCCGCUUGUGAGAAAAAUAACGCCUGCACUGCCGACAUGACUACAUUCAAGGGCUAUCUGAGUCGCUUCAUUUGGCAGACAGUGAAGCUCGUCCCGUCACUGAGGAGCGAAGCCGAGAAAUGGCUGCUUCCUUCGGCCAAGGCCGCAGCGGUUUCGUGCUCAGGUGGCGUCGAUGGCCAUACCUGCGGCCAACGUUGGUACGUCCACGGCUUUGAUGGCAUCGCAGGGCUGGGCGAGCAGAUGUGCGCGCUGGAAACGAUCCAGGGCCUCCUCAUAGAUGACGUCGACCCUCCACUAAAAGGCGAUAAGAUCAAGGUCAUCCGCGACACCAAAUGGGUGCCCCUCGGUGCUGCAACCACGACCUCCAAGGGGCACGAUGAACCAACUUCGACUGGCGACCCUCAGCCAACAGAGACUGAGGACAGUGCCAAUGUUGCGACGGCGCAUUUUGGCCUUGUUCUCGUCAGCAUUGCUACCAUCCUGUUUAUUUUCUAA
Purpureocillium lilacinum is the source of this 3396-nucleotide messenger RNA. NCBI's taxonomy places the organism in Eukaryota, Fungi, Ascomycota, Sordariomycetes, Hypocreales, Ophiocordycipitaceae. The record is from RefSeq and is a predicted model, not a curated record.